Molecule: messenger RNA, 16381 nt
Organism: Cololabis saira (Pacific saury)
Lineage: Eukaryota; Metazoa; Chordata; Actinopteri; Beloniformes; Belonidae
Product: KIAA1109 ortholog
Exons: 91
Coding region: 164-15676 (5170 amino acids)
Biological process (GO): synaptic vesicle endocytosis
Source: RefSeq, a predicted model, not a curated record
GGAAGAGACGGCGACUGGCUGCGAUGUAAAUAUUGAGCAGAGGAUGCUAACCCUACCCACGUCAACUAAAGGACAGCAACUCCUCGUCAAGUGGAGCAAAGAUGAAACCUGCCGCAUUAUCGGACAUAUUAAGUUUUAGACAUCAGAGUGAGAGCCUGUAGCCAUGGAGGUUGGAGUUUCGACAAAAAACAAUCAAAGCACCAUCCCCACUGUCGAGGAUUUGGAUUCUUUUCUAAACAAGCACAAUUCAAACUUCAUCUGGCUGCUUGUUGCCACCAUUUUGUCCUGUGGAUGGAUCAUCUAUUUAACCUAUUACAACUCCCGCAACAUUGGCCUUAUCCUCACCCUCAUCAUCAACAGACUCUACAAGGAUGGCUACAUUCACAUCGGCUCGUUCUCCUUCUCUGUGCUGUCUGGGAAAGUCAUGUUCAGAGAUGUUUACUACAUCAACCAAGACAUGUCUAUCAGGAUACAGGAUGGAUUUUUCAUAUUUCGCUGGUGGAAAAUGUACAACCCAAAACAAAAGCAGCAUGAUCCCAAGGCAGAGACCAGGCUAUACGUAACGGUCAACGGUUUUGAGUUCCACGUCUACAACCGGACGGAGCUCUACGCACGGCUGCAGGAAACAUUCGGACUGGAGCCCACACUCCUAACGCCCAAGAAGGAUGGAGAGAAGGGGCCAGAAGACGGAGAGAACACCCUGGGAAGUGUCAACAUCAAAGCAGAAAGUCCGGACCCCACGUCUUCUUGGCGCUCUCUUAUUCCUGUCGUUAAAGUCAACAUCAGCACUGGACGUUUGGCGUUUGGGAAUCACUUCCUGCCCCAGACUCUUUGUGUGAACUUUGAAGACGCCUUCCUGACGUACGCCACCAAGCCUCCAUCCAGCCACCUGGACCAGUACAUGCACAUCGUCAAAGGCUCGCUGGAGAAUGUGCGGGUUAUGCUGGUUCCCAGUCCGCGCUACGUGGGCCUGCAGAAUGAUGAACCUCCCAGACUGAUGGGUGAGGGCUUUGUGGUGAUGCAGUCAAACGACGUUGACAUCUACUAUUACCAGGAUGAACCCGGUCUGGUCCCGGUGGAACAGGAGAGUGGGGAUGCAGAGACGUGCACUGAGGGUGACAAGCUGCAGGACCUUCCUCCAUGCUGGGGUCUUGACAUUGUCUGUGGAAAAGGAACCGACUUCAACUAUGGACCCUGGGCAGAUCGCCAGAGGGACUGUCUGUGGAAGUUCUUCCUGCCUGCGGACUACCAGACCAUGAAGGUGACGGAGGUUUCCCAGCCAGGAAAGCCCCGACAGAUCCAGGCCUUCGAGCUCCGCAUGAACAUCAUUGCUGACGCCACCAUUGAUCUGCUUUUCACCAAAAACAGGGAAACCAAUGCCAUCCAUGUGAAUGUAGGUGCAGGUUCUUACCUGGAAGUUAACAUCCCCAUGACUGUUGGAGAGAAUGGCUACUCCUCCACCAUCAAAGGCCAGCUGCUUCACGUGGACACCACCAGCAGCAUGCAGUACAGGACUCUCCUGGAGGCUGAGAUGUUGGCUUUUCAUGUGAUAGCCAACUACCCUCGAGUGUGGAACAUGCCCCAGUCAUGGCAGUGUGAGAUUGAGGUGUAUAAGGCCACGUACCACUUCAUCUACGCCCAGAAGAACUUCUUCACUGACUUGAUCCGGGACUGGGCGAGUGACAGUGCCCCUGAUAUCUACUCCUUUGUGCCCUAUUCUUGGAAGUUCAAGAUCUUGUUCCACCAGUUUGAGAUGAUUUGGGCUGCAAAUCAGCACAAUUGGAUCGAUUGUUCCACCAAACAGCAGGAGAAUGUGUACCUGGCAGCCUGUGGGGAGACGCUCAAUAUAGAUUUCACUCUGCCUUUCAAUGAGUUUGUUCCAACCACCUGCCAUACCCGCUUCAGCUUGAAGGCAGAAGAUACGGACAUGCGACUGUCUCUACCGGAGUGCCACCCCAGCCGCUACCCCCUCCUCACCGUGGCCAAAGACUACCAGAACAUCAAGCUGCCCCCGGACAUGUUCAUGUCGGGGGAGAGUCAGGCAGCUCCCCCUCCAAAACCCAGCAAGCCCCGAUGGAGGAACAUCACCCACGCAGAAGCCGGUUGGGUGGACUGCUGGAGCGUGCCAAACUUCUUGCUCAUCAUUGACUACACCUGGCAUCCCAUUUACCCCCAGAAGGCUGAUGAGCAACUCAAACAGUCAUUGUCUGAGAUGGAGGAGUCCAUGCUAUCAGCUUUGCGGCCCCCAGAGCAAACCGCAAUGCCACAGAAUGCCCCACCGCGCUACACCUUCACCUCUGCUCCGGCUGCACAUAACCGGGCUCCCAGUGAUCCUUCAGAGCUGCCGCCCGACAGGCUGCAUGUGGAGAUAGAAAUGUCUCCAGAUUCUCAGAUCAUUCUCUAUGGGCCUCUGCUCCGAGCCCUGAUCGCCAUCAAGGAAAACUAUUUCGGUGAGGAUGACAUGUACACAGACUUCGAGGAAGCCGUUUCCAGCCCCGUGAUGUCCACGUCAACCUCCUCGGGUCUCGGCUGGUCUCCUUUGGGAGUGGACGACAAUGAACAGAAGGAAAGCUCCAUCCAUCCCCUGGACCUGCGGCCCUGGGACAUCACCGUGCUCAUUAACCUCUACAAAGUCCACGGGCGACUGCCAGUGCACUGCAGCAGUGAAGGUCCUGAAGGUCCAUCCGGCUUCCUGGAACGCCUGUGUUUUGAGAUGAAAAAGGGUUACAAGGAGACGAUGCUUCAGAUGCUGCUGUCACCCAUUCACAUCUUCGUCAGUGACAACUACCAGCGUCCAUCCACGGAUGGGGUGUUGAGAGAUGGACACCUGAGUUUGUCUGGGCUGCAGAUGAGGGCUCACGCCAUGUUCUCCGCUCAGGGGCUCCCUCUGGGGAGUGACACAUUGGAGUACGCGUGGCUCAUCGACAUGCAGGCCGGCGGGCUCACCGGCAGGGUCACCGUCCCUCAGUUGGCCAACAUGAUGGAGUGGGGGGAGACGUUCCUCUUUCACGUGGUUUCUCGAGAGUUCCAGCUGGAGCAACCCAAGCCCUCUGUCAUCUGCCAGCACGGCGUCGACCGUCGCAUCUGCGAUGCCAAGCUGAGCUGCCUGCCCGGUCACUGCCGCACAUCCGAGGAGCUGAAGUACACCAUGACCCGGCUGGCCAUGGAUGGAGUCGACCUCUUCAUCGUGGAGCACGGCUGCGCCGCCAAUGUUAAGACAGGAAUUGUACGUGUCGCCAACUGCAAUCUGCACAACCAGGCGGUGGGAGAGGGCAUCAGUGCCGUGGUGCAGGACGUAAACAUCCGGCAGUACAUCGAACAGCAGCAGAGCAGCGACGCCGCCAGGCUGCAGCUGGCCGGCCCGGGUCCAGGCCCGGGUCAAGGCCUCCAGCCCCCUUUACUCCGACGUUCUGUAUGGCUGGAGGCCGGCACUGUCAACCUGAACCUCAUCACCGCAGACAUCGCCCUGGCUGCCGACCACCCAGCCAAAUGUGAAGUUCAGAGACAUUUCCUGGAACUCCAUGACGCUCAGACCAAAAGGCUGUGGUUCCUGUGGCCUGAAGAAGCCAGCGUUCGCAACAAGCGCAGCAGGAACCGCUGCGGAUGCCUGGGCGGUUGCAGGUUCUUCGGCGGGACCAACAUGGGCCUGGACUACUUCAGGCUGGAGGAGCUGACACCCUCCUCCUCAUCGGCCUUCUCCUCCUCCAGCACCGAGUCCGACAUGUGCUACGGCCAGUCCUUGCUGCAGCCCGGGGAGUGGAUCAUUACAAAGGAAACCCCCAAAGUGGAUGGGAGGGUUGUAGGACUGAAAACAGACACGCACUCUCCUUGCCUGCCGCCUGAGCUGCCCGAGAGACGUGGUCAGCAGCAGCUCAGCCUCCAGGUGCCCCAACGCUCCCACAGCUCGGCCUCGUCCUCGGAGGAAAACAGCUCAUCUAGUGCUGCUUUACCUCUGCUGGCUGGAGAGAGGGACACGCCUUCCCCGAGCACCGAGGAACGCAUGUUCCCCGUGAACGGGAAAAGCCCCGCUGAGACCAUAGGGGAGGUCUCACCCGUGUCACCCAACAGCUCCCAGGGCCGCUCCUCUGUGCGCUCACCCCUCUGCUCACCUCUGAAGCGACAGUCAUCCGUGCAGUCCGGCCGGCUGGGCAGCACCAAGAGCCUGUCGGCCGCAGUCUUCACCGAGAAGCCGCCUCCGGUCCUCGCCGGAGGCGUCCAGUUCAGCACCGAGGUUUCCCGCAGCGACGAAAACGUCCUGGACUCUCCUCGUCAGCGGAGAAGCUACGGCUCAUUUCCCUUCACGCCAUCAGCGGACUCCAACACCUUCCAUCAGUACCGCUCCGCCGACUCCAGCAUGUCUGUGGCCGACAGCGAGGCCUACUUCUCUGCCGCCGAGGACUUUGAGCCAAUCAGCAGCGCCGACGAGGGUCCGGGGACGUACCCGGGCCGCAAGAAGAAGAGGAGGCAGCAGACCCAGCAGCCACAGCAGCCUCCGUAUCACAUGGAGAACUACAGCCGGAGUUCCAUUUAUCACAGCGUGGAGGGUCCCCUCACCUACGUCCUCAACGGGGAGCUGAUCACGGAGCGACCUCUGCCCCCACCCCCGCUGCCCCCGCUGCCCCCGCAGCCGCUGCCCAGCCACAUGUCCCAGGCCUCCUUCGUGUCGGCGCUGGCCCUGGAGGAGGAGAGCUCCGUGGAGGCGGAGAAGACGGCCGAGCCGGGGCCGGUGACGCGGCAGCCGCACGUCAUGGCCUGCUACCAGAGCUACCUCGCCCACUACCAGGUCUCAAAUUGGUCUGUCAAGCAGCCCACCAAUAAAAGGACGUCCAAGUCCUCGCUGCAUCGUCCCCUGGAUCUAGACACACCCACCAGUGAGGAGAGCUCUGGCUCCUUCGACCAGCUCUCUGUCCCCUGCUUUAAGCUGGUGAGGCAGGGCCUUUCUGCCAGCUCGCUGUUGGAUAGAGGAGUUCAGCUGAUGGGGGACAACAACAGUACGCCGUACACACCCCUGGAUAAGAGAGCGAUGGAGAACACGGACGAGGACACGACAACAGAGGACUGGAGUUUGGAGCAGCCGCUGGCUCAGACCAGAACCACUGCCAUCGUGGAGGUGAAGGGAGCCAUCAACGUGGUGCUCACGCCGCUGGUGGCCGAAUCCCUGGACAGAUACAUCGAGUCCAUGGUCCACUUCGCCAGUAUUCGACACCCGGCCGCCAUCCUGGACGACCUUCACGGCAAAGUUCUCACUGAAGCCUAUCAAAUAAGCAAAUCCACAGUCACCGACUCUAGCCAAACAGGCAAGCAGGAGCACAAGCUGUCCAAGACGGAGGGCACGACCCCGGGCUCGCUCAACAUUUCCCAGGGCCAGACGGAGCUGUCUGUCAAACCGGAUAAUGUGAAAAUCAAGGGCCUUCAGGCCAACGUCUCCAUCCCCAAGGUGAACCUUUGCCUCCUGCAGGCCUCCAUAGAGGAAGUGUCGCCUUCUUGCUCCAGCAAGUGUGUCACACAUGUGUCUCUGGUGGCGCUGUGCUUCGACAGGAUCGCCACACAGUUCAGGAUGAACAGGGGUAUCGUGGAGGAGAAUCCAAACACCACGGAACACGGCCGCCCCUCCGUGAUGUUAGAGAAGUACGCUUCAGCCACCAAGAUGCAGCCUCAGUCCUCCGGCUCACUGCGCUCCAACGCCGGCAUCGAGAAGGGCAAAGAGAUCGCUGCGAGGCUCAACAUCCACCGUAUCCACAGCCAGCUCCGCGGCCUGGACUCCACAGACAUCGGGACGUGCGCCAUCACAGCCAUCCCUUUUGAAAAGUCCAAAGUGCUCUUUGGCCUGGAAGAAAUAGAGGAGUUUACGAUGGUGGAUGAAACGGAUGCCCAAGUAACCCCGGGUGAUCUGGGCCGCGCCGCUCCUUCCCUCGAGAAAUGGGGCUGGAUCAUGUUUGAAUGUGGAAUAGAGAACCUCACUGUCAAAGGAGGGCGUCAGUCAGGGGCCAUUCUUUACAACGCAUUUGGGGUGAUGGGUCGCUCCGAUAUCGGAGGGAAGACCGGUAUGUCCAAGUCUAAUGGCUCCACCGGCUCUCAGACAGGAAGCGGUUACAGCACUGACGUGUCCGAUGACAACUUGCAGCACGACAACAUGAGUCCUGCCUCCGAUGUUAAUGAGCACUCCGACUCAGACGAGCAGGAUGAAGGAGUGGAGUCUGACGACCUGAAGAAAGACCUCCCUCUCAUGCCGCCGCCGCCCGACUCCAGCAGCAUGAAGCUGACCAUCAGGGAGAUCUGGUUCAGCUUCGCCGCUCCCACUAACGUGCGCUCACCUUCACAGUCCAUAUCCAGGCAGCUGAAUCUGCUCAGCACAGCCACACCAGCUAUUGGAGCCUGGCUGGUUCCCAUCGACCAGCUGAAGUCUUCUCUCCGCAAGCUGGACAUGGAGGGCACGCUGCGCGUGUGCGCCGUCAUGGGCUGCAUCAUGACGGAGGCUCUCGAGAAGAAGAGCAUCCACAUCCCCAUCCGCAGCAAAUACAACCGCGUGACCAAGCGAGGUCGCUACCUGCAUGAGAAUCCCUCCUGUAUGCUCUGCAACAUCCUGCACCGCUACCUGCAGCAAGCCGACUACUCUGUGAUCGAGGAGGCCACCAUGAACGACGGCGUCCCGGCUCUCGUGACCCUGAAGAAGGGUUUAGUGGCCUUGGCCAGACAAUGGAUGAAGUUCAUCGUGGUGACUCAGGGUUUCAAGGCCAUUGGUCUGAUGAAACCCAACCAGUUGGGAAAGCCCAAGGAGACGCAGCCGAGCCUCGGUGACACCGGUCUGGGCCUGGACAACGGCGCUGCGCUGCAGAGCGACACCAGCGCCGACGGGGCCGAGUUUGAAUUUGACGCAGCCACAGUGAGUGAACACACCAUGUUGCUGGAGGGAGCCUGCAGUCGCCCCCCGCCCAAAGAGGGCAACUCUGGUCCCGUCAGCGGAGUGGAGAUCAUGAGGAAGCUCUCCAAGUCCCACGCACACAGCGAGUCUGCGCUUAGAAUAAAGGGCUCGCACCCCUACCAGUCUCUGAGCUACACCAGCGGCGACACGGCGGCCGACUCGCCGGCGCACGUGAGCCGCGCCGGCCUGCCGGCCAAGGACAGCCCCAGGAAGGAGAGUCUCCUGAGCAACCUGACGGGCAGCUUCCGCAGCCUGCACAACCUGCUGGAGGGAACGCCUCAGAGGAACGAGCCGUCUGCGGCCACCACGGCCAAGAGCAGCUCCCUCACCCGCACAGGAACCGACGUGCUGACUGAGCACCCGCUGCUCUCCGAGCCCUCACCCGUCAGUUUCUACAACUGGAUGUCCAACGCUGUGGGGAACCGCACUGGAGCCACGACCCAGGAGUCUCCCGUUAACCGCUCGCUGCACAACAGCCUGCAGACAGGUGGGAUGUGCAACCUGCCCACCAUCCCUUCAGCGUCGGACUUCAACACGGUCCUGUCCAGCGACCAGAACACGCUGGACGGGACCCAGUCCCAGCAUUCCCAGCACAGCACCAGCCAGGACGACCUGGUCGACAUCGAGGAGGGAAACCAGUGUCCGGCUGCCGUACAGCUGGCCGACGCCCAGGUUGUUUUCAAGCCUUUGCUGAGCUACACCGGCAUCCAGGCGCAAGAUACCACCCCUCUCAGCUACAAGAUGUACUUUGGGGAGCACUUGUCUUUUUCUGGCAACCUAGAGUGUCUAAGAGCAGACAUCGUCGAUUCUGACGCGUCCAAAGAGCGGAAAAACAAGCGCUCCAGGAGACAAGGGAUGGUGAACCUUCCUCCACUGGAGUUCAAGCCGGCGCUGCUGAUCGAGACGUUCAGCGUGAACGCGGUGGUGAUGGAGAAGUCGGCCACCGCCCCCCAGGGCCCCACCGCGGCGCCGCUGUCCUUCCACGACCUCAACCGCCGCCACUACAACACCUUCCACUGCGACUUCACCACGGCCUGCCAGGCCAUCAGCCAGCGCGUGGACAUGGCCCUGGUUCGCCUCAUCCACCAGUUCAGCACCAUGAUCAACGACAUCAAGGCCACGCAGACGGACAUCAAGCUGAGCCGCUACACCGCCGGCUCGGCCUCGCCCACGCCCACCUUCAGGGCGCGGCCGUACCGCCACUUCCGGUCCUCGGACUUCAGCCGCAGCUCCCGCGGGAGCCUGAACGGGGCGACGCGGAGCGCCACCCAGACUCUGAAGAGCAAGAGAGGGGUGGGCGGGGGGGGAGGGGCAGGCGGGGCCGGGAUGCCUCCUAACGGACCUCCGUCAGGCAUGGACACGCUGGGGAGGAGGGAGCCCAGGGGGCGCAGCACCCUGGGGCGUUCGGAGCGACGCACCUCCAAGGUGUCGAGGAAGGGCUCCCGCGACGUGGCCGACCACAUGGCAAUCCAGAUGGACGACUCGGACUCCAUCACCGUGUCGGAGCAGAGCGAGCCUUCGGCAGAGUGUUGGCAGAACAUGUACAAGCUGCUCAACUUCUACUCUCUCAUCUCCGAUCCCACUGGCAUCCUGGAGAAAAGCUCCCCGGAGAACUGCCUUUCAGAAGGCGGCCGCCGCCCCUCCGAGCCGUUCUGUAAGGUGAUCUUUGAGAACGAGCAGGAGGAACCCACCUCCCCAAACAAGCCGCAGGGGGCCGGCGGCCGGCGCCGCAGCCUGGUGAGCUCCGAGCCCCAACACGUCACCCUCAUCGUGUUCGGCAUCGGCAUGGUGAACCGCACGCACCUGGAGGCCGACAUCGGCGGCCUCACCAUGGAGGCAGAGCUGAAGAAGAUCCACGGCAGUUUCACACUGAAAGAGAAAAUGAAAGACAUCCUCCAUCAGAAAAUGACCGAGACGUGUGCGUCGGCUCACAUAGGAGGGGUGAACAUUGUUCUGCUGGAGGGGAUAACGCCCGACAUUCAACUGGAGGAUUUCCCAACAUCUCCCACGAGCACUGCUAAGCAGGAGUUUCUAACGGUUGUCAAGUGCAACAUCGCCAAGUCUCAGGCUCUGUACAGCGCCCAGCGGGGCCUGAAGACCAACAACGCUGCCGUCUUCAAAGUGGGAGCGAUCAUGAUCAACAUCCCUCAACACCCGGCCACUCUGCACAGCAUGAUGGUGCGAAGUUCCCACCAGCUCUCCAAGCAGAUCUCCGAUCUCAUCCGACAGCCCUCCAAUGUUCAACCUCCUAAUCGGGAGGACACGCCCACUCCACAACCGUGCGACAAAGCUUCCAGCAUCAAUCAGACGCCCGUUGAGGCCAAUGAGUUCCCCCAGCUUCCCGAAGGCCUGGAAAAGAAGCCAAUUGUCCUCAAGUUCAGUGCCAUGAUGGAUGGCAUCACCAUCGGAGCUGCCCUGCUGCCUUCGCUGAAGGCGGAAUACAAAGUGGGCCGCAUGAAGAGCCACGGCAUGACAGGAGCCCAAACGAGCUUCACCUUUGAGUUGCCAAACCACAAGCUUUGCUUCCAGUCCAAAGUGUCUCCAUCAGACAUGUCCACCAUGUCUCCGUCCGCCAGCCUCACGCUGCCCCCGGUCACCAUGUCGGGAGAGUACAUCAUGGAGGAGCACGAGAGCCACUCGGACCAGGGCUGGGCGCCGGACGAGCUCCCGCUGAAGCAGGGAAACUACCUGCAGGGCAACUACCUGCGCUGUGUUGCUGAGAUCGGUUCAUUUGAGCACAACCUGACCACAGAUCUGCUCAACCACCUGGUGUUCCUGCAGAAGGUGUUCAUGAAGGAGGUCAAUGAAGUCAUACAGAAGGUUUCAGGUGGAGAGCAGCCCAUCCCGCUGUGGAACGAGCACGACACCUCCACGGAUCCGGAAAAGCCCAAAAUUCUGCUGUAUUCCCUCAGCCUCAUGUUCAAGGGGAUCCAGAUGACAGCCACCACUCCCUCCAUGCGGGCCGUGCGCUUUGAGACGGGCCUGAUCGAGCUGGAGCUGUCCAACAGGAUCCAGUGCAAGGCUCAGCCGGGAGGCAGCAGCAGCUACCUCAAACUGUUCGGCAAAUGUCAGGUGGACCUCAACCUGGCCCUCGGACAGAUAGUCAAGCACCAGGUGUACGAGGAAGCCGGUUCCGACUUCCACCAGGUGGCGUACUUCCGGACUCGGAUCGGUCUGCGGAAUGCGCUGCAGGAAGAAAUCAGUGGCUCUUCAGACAAGGAGGCGGUUCUCAUAACACUCAACAGGCCCAUUGUUUUCGCCCAGCCAGUGGCGUUCGAUCGAGCUGUGCUCUUCUGGCUGAAUUACAAAGCAGCGUAUGACAACUGGAAUGAGCAGCGCCUGGCCCUCAACAAGGACAUCCACAUGGCCACCAAAGAGGUUGUGGACAAGCUGCCAGGCAUCCAGCAGACGUCGGCCCAGGCCUUCAGCACGCUCUUCCUGCAGCUGACCGUCAACGACCUGGGUAUAUGCCUGCCUAUUACCAACGCAUCCCAGAAAGGACAAGUACCUGUUGGGCAGGAGGCCAACAACUCUGCAGCUGAGGCCAGCACAUCAGUGGGCCAAGAAAAAAAUUCACGAAAAGCCAACCACAGCAUCGACUUCGACACCGGCUCGGCUCUGGUCCUGACCAUCGAGAGCACGCUGAUCACCGCCUGCUCCUCCGAGUCUCUUGUGAGCAAGGGACACUUCAAGAACUUCUGCAUCCGCUUCGCCGAGGGCUUUGAGACCUCCUGGGACGACUGGAAGCCCGAGAUCCGCGGAGACCUCGUCAUGAAUGCCUGCAUAGUCCCAGAUGGUACAUAUGAAGUGUGUUCCAGGACUACGGGGCAAUCCGCUGCAGAGAGCAGCAGCGCCGGCACCUGGACUCUGAACGUCCUCUGGAAAAUGUGUGGAAUCGACGUGCACAUGGACCCCAACAUCGGCAAGCGCCUCAACGCCCUGGGCAACACGCUGACGUCGCUGACAGGCGAGGAGGACGUGGACGACAUCACCGACCUGAACUCCGUCAACAUGGCCGACCUGUCGGAUGAGGAUGAGGCCGACACCAUGUCGCCCACCGUCCACAUGAGUCCAGAGAGCCUGUUCAGCCCCCGGCUGACCUUAAAGAAGCGUCUGGUAAACCACAUCCUGGGCCUGAGCCCCAGGCCCCAGAGUGUGUCCGUCCCUGCGGACUACUUAAACUGUGCCACCCCUUGCCUGCAAGCGGGCCGAGCCAGGGCCCAAAGACCCCUCUCCUGGGCCUGUGAGACGAUCGACCCCCGGAGGCAGGCGUUGAUGGGGAACCAGCUGAUGGAUGCUCGUGGGAGGAAGUUCACCAAGAGGGUGGUGGACAUCCGCGAACUGAACGAACAGGCCAAAGUCAUCGACGACCUCAAAAAAUUGGGAGCGAGUGAAGGCACCAUCAACCAGGAGAUCCAGCGCUACCAGCAGCUGGAGUCGGUGGCCGUCAACGACAUCAGGAGAGACGUCAGGAAGAAGCUGCGUCGCUCCAGCAUGAGAGCGGCUUCUCUAAAGGAUAAAUGGGGUCUUGGCUACAAGCCGAGCUACAACCGCUCCAAAAGCAUCUCCACAGCAGCCGGCCGGCCGCCUCUGAAGAGGAUGGACAGACAAAGCUCCAGGAUCGGAGAUCCGGAUGAUUUCCCAGAUAUCCGCGUGGAUGCAUCCUCCCCUGGACCGCGAGUUACCUUCAACAUCCAGGACUCGGCUGUGGAUCCUGCACAUUCCCCCGUCAGUCCAGGAGAGGUAUUUAAGUUUCCUGAGGAGUCAGAGGUGGACCUGUUGUCAGUCACCACCGACGAACCAUCCCAUCUUCAUCACCUUCACCUCCAUUCUCCAUCUGCGGAGGGCCGGCAGUCAGUGUUCAGUGCCCCCGCCACCCCCGCUGUCUUCUCACCCACACUUCCCUUCCAGCACGAUGACAUGAGGCGGGACGACCUGUCCUCUUCGUCCUCCGAGGACUCGGAGAAGGAGGACGAGUUUGAGCGCGAGAGACCGCCGAACAUCCGCAGGCUCUUCCAAACGCCUCACCGGAAGACCUCGGGCUUCUCUGCCGUGAGUCAGCUGUUCAGCGAGCGCUGGCCGGGAACGGCGGCCGGCCGCAGCUUCAGCGGCCCGGCCACGGAGAGAAACAUCGACUUUGAGCUGGACGUCCGCGUGGAGAUCGAUAGCGGGAAGUGCGUCCUCCACCCCACGACCCAGCAGGUGGACCACGAGGACGUUUCCCUCAGGAGGAGCUGCGAGCGCAGCCUCAAGAGUCUGGACCAGGAGUCCCCGCCCAAGAAGAAGAAGCUGCAGCCCAACUACACCUCCACCUCCACCACCCACCUCCUGGCUGGAAAGAAAUGCCCCUCCUCCCUGCAGACCAAAUCCAACGACAUGGAGACCACAGUCUUUUACAUUCCAGGGGUCGACGUCAAGCUGCACUACAACUCUAAGACCUUGAAGACCGAAUCUCCCAACGCCUCCCGCGGAUCCUCGCUUCCCCGCACUCUCUCCAAGGAGUCGAAGCUGUAUGGUAUGAAAGAUAACGGCCCUACAAACCCCCCCAAUGCAGUGCAAGGCAAGACUAACUCGCUCCUACCUCCCCCACCCCCACCUAUUCCAUCAGCCAAAGGAAAGAGCAGUGGGGGGGUAAAGAUGGCCAAACUGUACGCCUGGGUGGCCCUGCAGACCCUGCCCGAGGAGAUGGUCAUCAGCCCCUGUUUACUGGACUUCCUGGAAAAAGCCCUGGAGACCAUUCCCAUCACCCCCGUGGACAGGAACUACACCGCUGUGGCCUCCCAGGAGGAGGACAUGGGCCACUUCGAUCCCGUAGAAAAUCUGGAGGAAUCCACAACCUCCCUGGUCUCCUCCUCCACAUCGGCCUACUCCUCCUUCCCCGUAGACGUGGUCGUCUACGUCAGAGUCCAGCCUUCCCAGAUCCGCUUCAGCUGCCUGCCAGGGUCCAGGGUGGAGUGUAUGCUCAAGCUGCCCUCCCUAGACCUGGUCUUCUCCUCCAACCGCGGAGAACUGGAGACCCCGACGGGCGUGCACCCUCCGGACGGAGCUCACCCACCCUCCUCCACCCCACCCGGGCAACACGUCCCCAAAGUUCCUCCCAGCAAAGCUUCUCCGUUGUUGGGCAGCCCGCUGGGCCGGAGUCGCCACAGCAGCAGCCAGUCGGACCUCACCGGACCCCCGACCAACUCCUCGGGCCUCAGCUUCACCGCCUGCAUGUCCGACUUCUCCCUCUUCGUCUUCCAUCCCUACGGCGCUGGAAAGCAGAAAUCAGCUGUUACAGGGUUGCCUCCCGGCCCGGGCCCGUUAGGUUCAGUGGAUGAGGAGCCCUCCUCGGUGACGGGAAGAAAGGACUCUCUGAGUAUCAAUCUGGAGUUCGUGAAAGUCAGCCUAUCCAGGAUCAGGCGCACCGGAUACCCCACCUUCACCGAAAGUGCAAUCCCCCUUAAAGGCGGCAAAAUGGAUACAACCCUCAUCAACAUCUCAGCUGUGUGUGACAUCGGCUCAGCGUCCUUCAAGUACGACAUGAGACGACUGAGCGAGAUCCUGGCGUUCCCCAAGGCUUGGUACCGCCGCAGCAUCGCCAGGCGGCUCUUCCUGGGAGACCAGACCAUCAACCUUCCAGCCUCCGGCCCCGCCACCCCGGACUCUGCUGAAAACAUCACCCAGCACCUCAGCCCCGAGUCCAGCCGGAAGGCUUACUGGAGGACGUGGGACGGCAGCACCGGCACGCAGCACAUGCCCCAGUCUCCCAGCGUCUUCUCGGAGCACGCCGCCGGCAGCAACAUGUCCCCCGGCCUGGGUCACCUCAAAUCCCCGGCCCCCGGCCGCACCCGCAGCGUGUCCGACUCCUCCGCCCCCAGGAGAGAUUCGGUGACGAGGACGUCCACUCCUACCCUCAGUAAGAAUGGGAAGGCAGCCGGCCAGCAGGGGUCUCCCUGGGAGACGCUGGUGGUGUUCGCCAUCAACCUGAAACAGCUCACCGUCCAAAUGAACAUGAGCAACGUCAUGGGAAACAACACCUGGACGACCAGCGGGCUGAAGAGUCAGGGCCGCCUGUCUGUGGGCUGCAACCGCGACCGGGAGAUCAGCAUGUCUGUGGGCCUCGGCCGCUCCAAACUGGACUCCAAGGGGGGAGUGGUGGGCGGCAAUAUCGACGUCAACACCCUGGAGAUGGUCUCCCACAUCUCGGAACACCCGAACCAGCAGCCCAACCACAAGAUCCAGAUCACCAUGGGCUCCACGGAGGCGCGAGUGGACUACAUGGGCUCCAGCAUCCUGAUGGGCGUGUUCAGCAACGCCGACCUGCAGCUGCAGGACGAGUGGAAGGUCAACCUGUGCACCUCCGACAACAGCCCAUCAGAGAAAAGUGAGAUCUUUGUCCAUGGGGACUUGCAGUGGGACAUUUUCCAGGUGAUCAUUUCACGCUCCACCACACCAGACCUCAUCAAGAUCGGCAUGAAGCUGCAGGAGUUUUUCACUCAGCAGUUCGACACCAGCAAGCGGGCCCUGUCCACGUGGGGUCCGGGCCCCUACCUGCCCCCCAAAACCCCCGUCAUAAACACUGAUAAAGGAUCUACUGAACUCUACAUGGACGCGGCCCAUCACCGCCACUGGCCCGGGGUGCUGAAGGUUAUCGCCGGCUGCCACAUCUCCCUCUUCCAGAUGCCUCUGCCCGAGGACACGAUCCAGCUGGGGGGGUGGAUGAGCCUCCACGGCAACCACAUGACGCUGGCCUGCUUCCACGGGCCCAACUUCCGCUCCAAGUCCUGGGCUUUGUUCCACCUGGAAGAGCCCAACAUCGCCUUCUGGACCGAAGCGCAGAAGAUCUGGGAGGACGGCACCAAAGAUGGUUCGACCUACAUCGUCCAGAGGUUGGACUUUCAUCUCGGCCACAACACCAUGGUGACGAAACCUUGCGGCGCCCUCGAGAGCCCAAUGGCCACAAUAACCAAAAUCACUCGGCGCCGACACGAAAACCCUCCUCACGGCGUCGCUACGGUCAAGGAAUGGUUCAACUACGUCACUGCCAUGAGGAACGAAGAGCUUAACUUGCUCAGGAACGUGGAAGCCAACAACCAGGAGAGCGGAGUGGCGGCCAAAAGCUCCAGUCUGCUGAGCAGCUUCCGCAGCUCCUCCAGCUACAACCAUGAGACAGAGACCAUCUUCGCACUUCCCAGAAUGCAGCUGGACUUUAAGUCCAUUCACGUUCAGGAUCCAGAUGAGCCAAUUCUAACAGAUGCCGACAGCAAACCCAAGGUGGAGUGCAGCGUCGUGACGGAGUUCACCGACCACAUCUGCGUCACCAUGGACGCCGAGCUGAUCAUGUUCCUGCACGACCUGGUGUCGGCCUACCUGAAGGAGAAGGAGAAAGCCCUCUUUGCCCCGCGGAUGUCCGCUGUUCGACCGGGUCAGAAAAGCCCAACGGCCCUCAACGACAACGGCUCCGACGACAAGGACAAGGACGACGGCAUCAACUACACCACGGUGGACUGGAGGGAGUUCAUAUGCAACACCUGGCACUUGGAGCCCACGCUCAGGCUCAUCUCCUGGACGGGGCGGAAGAUCGACCCCGUGGGCGUGGACUACAUCCUGCAGAAACUGGGCUUCCACCACGCCAGGACCACCAUCCCCAAGUGGCUGCAGAGGGGCGUGAUGGACCCGCUGGACAAGGUGCUGUCCGUGCUCAUCAAGAAGCUGGGCACGGCCCUGCAGGACGAGAAGGACAGGAAAGGUCGGGACAAGGAGGAGCACUGAGGAACAACCCAACACUGGAAUCAAAGCUGAGCACUGGAUCACCGUACCUUUACCCUUACGUCUUACAAGCUAAACCCUGUGAGUUCCUGCGUAGCUGUUUACCGUGGAGCUCGCCACCCGCAGCUCCAACCAGAGCAUUUUGCACCGAUUUUACUUUCUGUACAUUUUGAGCCGAGUAGCCGUUGUUAGUAUUGUUGAGCUGCUAAACAGCGCGGCGUGUCCUACCUGUUGUAAACGACCUCACCGAAACCACUUGAACGUUUUAAUUUAAAGCUUACCGGUAGUUCAUGAGACAUGACUUCCUAAACCAUUGCCUUGUCUUUGUUUCCCAUGGAACACACGCUAGGUAUGCUUUCUGUAAGUAACAGCGUAGCUUUCUGAUAUUUAAGAACAGUUCGGUGACUGCGUUUUUUUUAUUUUUUGGGAGUGUUUUUAUUUUGUUUUUGUUUUUUUUUUCCGACAUGAACAAUAAGAUGCUUGGGAGACGGCGGGAUGUCGCCCGCUCAGAAACCAGGACGCUUGUAAUUAUCAUUUGAACAAAGACGAUUAUUUAUGCCUAUGUGGAAUGAAAAGUCAGUACGAUGUUGUAGCUUGGUGUGUCAAGCUUCUUUUCUUUUCUUUAUUUUUUUUGUCUUUUUUAAUCCACAAAGUAGAACCGAUGUACAUAGUUAAAUUUCUUAAAUGUGUUGAUUUCUUAACUUAAUA